AUGUCUACUUCAUUUACAAAGUCUCUCCAGGCAGCGGAGAUGUUUCCAGAUGUGCCCUUCGAAGCUAUCCAAAAGGCUGUGGAGGACAACAAAGGUGAUUUGGAAAAGGUAGCAGAAGAAUUGUUGAGCUAUGAAGCGCUGACACAUCCAAAGAAUAGUGAACAUAGGCCUUCUGCUGUGAUAUCGAAACCGUCCAAGCCAAAGGUCAAUCAUACAAAGCCCGAUGUAAAGUCUCCCCAGUCUGACCCUCGUUUAUCUGUUCUGAGUAGCUUGCUCUCGUGCUCUCUGGAUCGCGUGAAAUCCAAAUAUCAGAAAACGAAAGAUAUCAAGAAAACGGUGCGUGAAAUCAUCCAGCUGGGCUGGAAUCUGACUGACAGUCAGCUUGCAAGCAAGUAUAGCAAACAGCUGGCCGUGAUAUUGGAGUCUAAACGAACAAAUCCUUAUCUCAACAAUCUAGAAAAACGCUUUUAUCUUGACUGUUUGGAGUAUUUUGGGGGUGAUGUACACCGAACUAUACAACUGGCUACUUGGAUGCAGAACCCUGGUUCUAGCCCCAAGUCCAUGCCCACGUCAAAGCCACUGCCAUCCUCUUCGCUUUCUUCUUCCAUUUCGCUCGGUGGACCGUCCGAUCCCCUUCAAGAAAUCAUAGAUGAUGCACUCAAAACGAAUAAGUUGGAUUUGCAUGGGUUGUUAGUCUCAGAAGCUGAACACUGCGUACAACAGGUUUUGAAAUCUUGGUGGAAAUUCGAAAUGGAACAGAGAAUUCUCGAUGGAACCAAUUUGCGCGGAAAAAAGGCCAUGUAUGUGGGGUAUUUGGAUAUCAUCACAGGAAGGGGUUUCCAUAGUAGUGGAGGAGUACCAAGGUUAAGGAACCUGGUUCACCGGAUUCUUAACUCAGAGAAUUACAUUUUUGAUGACAUUGUUCUAGGAUUCAAAGUCAUGGGCAAGAAAAGAUGA
Ogataea haglerorum is the source of this 957-nucleotide messenger RNA. RefSeq lists its product as uncharacterized. Gene Ontology annotation, molecular function: ubiquitin binding. Lineage: Eukaryota; Fungi; Ascomycota; Pichiomycetes; Pichiales; Pichiaceae. The record is from RefSeq and is a predicted model, not a curated record. Bases 1 to 957 code for a protein of 318 amino acids. The transcript has a single exon.